This is a messenger RNA of Xyrauchen texanus (razorback sucker), 8308 nucleotides long. RefSeq names its product serine/threonine-protein kinase MRCK alpha-like. NCBI's taxonomy places the organism in Eukaryota, Metazoa, Chordata, Actinopteri, Cypriniformes, Catostomidae. The coding region runs from base 119 to 5623 and encodes 1834 amino acids. Gene Ontology annotation, molecular function: protein serine/threonine kinase activity; ATP binding. Gene Ontology annotation, cellular component: actomyosin; cytoplasm; cytoskeleton. The record is from RefSeq and is a predicted model, not a curated record. Gene Ontology annotation, biological process: peptidyl-threonine phosphorylation; actomyosin structure organization. The transcript is spliced from 39 exons.
UUUUGUGUGAUUAUGGGUGGGUUUUAUUGAUAGGCGUUGAAAGAGCCCCUCUAAAGACUUUGCAUUGAUUUUCUAAUAAGACUAAAGUACAUUUUUGGACUGUCACUCUUUUUGAAUCAUGUCUGGUGAGGUGCGUUUGAAAAAGCUGGAAAAACUGAUCCUGGAUGGCCCUGUCCAGUCUAAUGGACAGUGUUUUAGUGUGGAAGCCCUUCUGGAUGUACUCAUAUGUCUUUAUGAUGAAUGCAUCAACUCCCCACUCAGAAGAGAGAAGAAUAUUGCUGAGUUUUUGGAAUGGGCUAAACCGUUCACCUCUAAAGUGAAACAGAUGCGACUGCAUAAGGAAGACUUUGAAAUCCUAAAGGUUAUUGGACGAGGAGCUUUCGGAGAGGUAGCAGUUGUAAAGGUGAAAAGUUCAGACAAGGUGUUUGCCAUGAAGAUCCUCAACAAGUGGGAGAUGUUGAAAAGAGCAGAGACAGCAUGUUUUCGGGAGGAACGGGACGUGCUGGUGAACGGGGACUGUCAGUGGAUCACUACAUUGCACUACGCCUUUCAGGACGAGAACUUCCUGUACCUGGUUAUGGAUUACUAUGUGGGUGGCGACCUCUUGACCCUGCUUAGUAAGUUUGAGGACCGAUUACCGGAGGACAUGGCACGAUUCUAUUUGGCUGAGAUGGUUCUGGCAAUUGAUUCUGUGCAUCAGCUUCACUACGUUCACAGAGACAUCAAGCCAGAUAAUAUUCUUAUGGAUGUAAACGGACAUAUACGGCUCGCAGACUUUGGCUCCUGCCUAAAACUCAUGGAAGAUGGAACGGUGCAGUCCUCGGUUGCUGUGGGAACGCCAGAUUACAUCUCUCCAGAGAUCCUGCAAGCCAUGGAGGAUGGGAAGGGGAAAUAUGGUCCAGAGUGUGACUGGUGGUCACUGGGCGUCUGUAUGUAUGAGAUGAUGUACGGGGAAACGCCUUUCUAUGCCGAGUCCUUGGUGGAAACGUAUGGCAAGAUUAUGAACCAUAAGGAGCGCUUCCAGUUCCCUUCCCAUGUGAUGGAUGUCUCAGAGAAUGCCAAAGAUUUGAUCCGAAGGCUCAUCUGCAGCAGAGAGCACAGGCUGGGGCAAAACGGCAUUGUGGACUUCAAACAGCACCCGUUCUUUUCUGGCAUCGACUGGGAGAACAUCCGCAACUGUGACGCCCCCUACAUCCCUGAAGUCAGCAGUCCUUCUGACACUUCAAACUUUGAUGUGGAUGACGAUUGCCUCAAGAACACGGAGACAAUGCCUCCUCUGUCCCACACCGCCUUCUCUGGACACCAUCUCCCAUUUGUAGGUUUCACCUACACCAGCAACUGUACGCUGUCAGACAGUGGCUGUCUACGGGAGUCUGCGGCACUUGCGCAGAUAGACGUAUGUGUGCAGCGCAGCAUGGAGGACAGUCUAGCUAGUGAAGCGUAUGAAAGAAGAAUCCGCCGUCUGGAGCAGGAGAAACUAGAGCUCAGUCGCAAACUACAAGAGUCCACUAAGACAGUUCAGGCUCUGCAAUACUCCAGUGGAGACGGGACUGUGUCUGCCAAUAGAGAGUUUGAAAUCUGUGGACUCAAAGAAGAGAUUGAGACCUUGAGGAAGCAGAUCUCAGACACAGGGCAGGUAGAGCAGCAGUUAGAACAGGCCAGUGCCGCCCACAAAGAUCUGGAAGAGUCCUCCAAACAGAUCCGAUCUCUGGAGAAACAGCUCAAGAGCAUGAAGCAUGAGAGAGAUGACCUGCAGAAGGGCCUUCAGGAGUCCUCUGAAAAGCUGAAAGCUCAAGGGAAGGAGUUGAAGGAAGCAGAAAGCCAGAGGAAAGUAGCCAUGCAGGAGUUUGGCGAGGUGAGCGUGAGGGUGACAGAGCUGCGAUCACACAAGCAGCGUCUCACAAGACAGCUCAGGGACAAAGAGGAGGAAAUGGACUCUCUCAACCAGAAGGUGGAGGCACUACGACUAGAUGUGCGCAAAGCUGAGAGGGCCAAGAAAGAGAUGGAGGCCCAGGCUGAAGAGUGGUCUGCUGAGGCUCAGAAGGAGAAGAAGUUGAGAGAACGCAGUGAGCAGUAUAGCAGACAACUGGAAGACGAGCUGGAGGGAAUGAAGCAGAAGCAUGUGGGUCGUUCUCCAAGUGUUGGCUCCACUGAACAGAACCAAGAUUUCAGUAAACUACGAGCAGAACUGGAGAAGAAGACUCUGUUCUAUGAAGAGGAACUGUCCCGCAGAGAACUUCAGCACACCAAUGACCUGAAGAACCUGAAGAAAGAGUUACGAGAGGCCGAAGGACAGCAGCUCUCCCUGAAGAAAGAGAUCAUGAUGCUCAAAGACAAGCUGGAGAAGACCCGCAGAGAGAGUCAGAGUGAACGAGAAGAGUUUGAGACUGAGUACAAACAGAAGUAUGAGAGAGAGCGUGUUCUGCUGAUAGAGGAGAACAAGAAACUCUCCAUUGGACUUGACAAGAUGACUUCCUCGUUUGAGAAGUUGAGUUGCAGUAACAGACAGCUGGAGGACGAGAUGAGAGAGAUGGCUGACAAGAAAGAGAAUGUGGCUCACUGGGAGGCCCAGAUCACUGAAAUCAUUCAAUGGGUCAGUGAUGAGAAGGAUGCUCGGGGGUAUCUACAGGCUUUGGCUACUAAGAUGACUGAGGAACUUGAGGGUUUGAGGUACACCAGCCUGGGUGAACAAGCUACUGACAUGCCAUGGAAGAGGAGACGUUUGGCUAAGCUGGACAUGUCUGCUCGUCUGGAGCUGCAAUCUGCACUGGAGGCUGAGAUAAGAGCUAAACAAACCAUUCAAGAUGAGCUCAACAAAGUCAAGGCGUCCCAUAUGGCCACUGAAUGCAAGGUGAAGGAGUCUGAGAAGAUAAACCUGGAAAUGCAGGCAGAGAUCCAGAUACUAAAACAGGAAAAUGAAAGUCUGCACAUAUCUAAAGGUGUCAAGCACCAAGACUCCCACAAUUCCUUUUUGGCAUUCCUCAAUGCUCCAACCUCUGCCUUGGAUCAGUUUGAUCGCUCCACUGCCUGUGGCCCAGCCGGCAGAGGCAGACGUAUCGACUCCAUUGAUAACUUCAGCCUGUCUAACACACCUUCCCGGGAGGAUGAUGGAAAAUCCCAGGUCACGUCCCACUCUCGCUCGCCCUCAACCACAAGCGAUAUGGAGCCCCAUGAGCAGGUGGAUCAACCACAGCAAGGUGCACAAACUUCCAUACGGUCGGGAUACAGCAGCUCUAGUCACAGCACACCUAAACCAAAAGCCCAUCAGUUCGUGGUGAAGUCCUUCACUACGCCCACUAAAUGUAACCAGUGUACGUCUCUGAUGGUGGGAAUAAUCCGUCAGGGCUGUACGUGUGAAGUGUGUAACUUCUCUUGUCAUGUGACGUGUGCGGACAAAGCCCCUGCUGUUUGUCCGAUCCCACCAGAUCAAACCAAAGGACCGCUGGGUAUCGACCCCCAGAAGGGAAUCGGUACGGCCUAUGAGGGGCACGUCAAGGUGCCUAGGCCACUAGGUGUAAAGAAGGGCUGGCAGAGAGCCAUUGCUGUGAUAUGUGACUUCAAGCUCUUCUUAUAUGAUCUCCCUGAAGGCAAAGCUGCUCAGCCUGGUGUCAUAGUGAACCAGGUCAUUGACAUGAGGGAUGAGGAAUUCUCAGUUAGCUCCGUUCUGGCAUCAGAUGUCAUUCAUGCAAACUGGAAAGACAUUCCCUGUAUCUUUAGGGUGACAGCAUCUCAGCUGUCCUCCCCCAGCUGUAAGAAAUGUUCCAUCUUGAUCCUGGCAGACAGUGAUCAGGAGAGAACCAAGUGGGUCGGCGUCCUGAAUGAACUGCAUCGUCUCUUGAAGAAGAGCAAACUGAAAGAACGCAGUGUUUACAUCCCUAAAGAAGCAUAUGACAGCGCCCUGCAUCUCAUCAAAACCACACAAUCUGGUGCUAUUAUAGAUCAUGAGAGAAUAGCUCUGGGCAGUGAGGAGGGAUUGUACAUUAUUCAUGUUACCAAAGAUUAUAUUAUCAAGGUAGGAGACAAUAAGAAGGUCCAUCAAAUUGAGCUGAUCCCAUCUGAACAGCUAAUCGCUGUGAUAUCAGGACGAAACGGUCACGUGCGACUCUACCCCAUGGUUGCCCUGGACGAUCGCGAGGCCGACUUCUACAAGAUAGCCGAGACAAAAGGUUGCCACUCCCUGGUUUCAGGCACAAUCAGACACGGUUCUCUCACCUGCCUCUUCGUGGCUAUGAAAAAAACUGACAAGGUGAUCAUUUACGAACUCAAUAAGAGUAAAACACGACAUCGGAAGCUUUGGGACAUCCUGGUCCCGGGAACCGUGCAGUGGAUGGGGCUGCAUGGCGAGAAGCUUUGCGUGGGCUUCCAGUCCGGGUUCCUGUGCUACAAUCUUCAGGGCGAUGGAGCUCCCAAUAGCCUCCUCCAUCCAGACGACCACACGCUGGCCUUCAUCGAGCAGAUGAAUCUGGAUGCGCUCUGUGCAGUGGAGAUCUCCAGUAAAGAGCUGCUUUUGUGCUUCAGCAGUAUCGGCGUUUAUGUGGACUGCCAGGGCAGACGGUCACGACAACAGGAGCUGAUGUGGCCGGCCACGCCCACCGCCUGCCGAUAUAAUGCACCUUAUCUGUCAGUGUACAGUGAGAAUGCAGUGGAUGUGUUUGACGUCAACACUAUGGAGUGGAUUCAAACGAUGCUUUUGAAAAAGGUUCACCCUCUGAACGCUGACGGCUCUCUCAACCUGCUGGGACUGGAAACCAUAAGGCUCAUCUACUUUAAAAACAAGACAGCAGAGGGUGAUGAGCUGGUGGUCCCAGAGACAUCAGAAAACAGCCGCAAACAGAUGGUGCGCAGUAUGGCGAGCAAACGGCGCUUUUCUUUCCGUGUGCCGGAGGAAGAGCGAGUUCUGCAGAGGAGGGAGAUGUCGAGAGACCCAGAAAUGAGGAAUAAGUUAAUAUCAAACCCAACAAACUUCAACCAUGUUGUUCAUAUGGGCCCUGGAGACGGAAUACAAAUACUCAAGGAUCUGCCAAAGCCCUGUUCUCCUCUCCCCUCUCCCCGCCUGUGCCUCAUCUCCUCCCCCACCAGCUUUGAGCAUGUCUAUCACAUGACUGUUACCUCUGCUGACAACUUCCUGUCCCAGGAUUCCUCCCCUCUCUCCUCCCACUCCCUGUCCCUCAGCUCCGCCUCCGGGACCCCCACUUCCAUCUGCUCUUUGAACGUGCGUCCUCAAGAGAGUCGUGGUGUCCUGGGAGCAUCCGUCAGCAUUCCCUCCAUCAGCAAAGCCAGACCUGAACCGGGCCGAUCUGUGAGUGCCAGCAGUGGUCUCUGCACACGCUCCUCCUCCUCUCAAAAUGGCAGCACAAUGAGACGAGAGUUUUCCGGUGUCAACUAUGGUUCCACCAAACGGCAGAUGACAUCACCCUCUGAUGGCUCGCUCUCAUCCGGAGGGGGCGUGGACUGUGCGGGUGACACCCGACCCUCACAGUUUGACAGAGAGGAUUCAGAGUCACCUCGUCACUCCACAGCCUCCAACUGCUCCAACCUGAGCAGCCCACCAAGCCCCUCACCCCCACACAAGAGCAAGACUCAAUCUCUGGAGCGCGGUGAACACCUCGGAUGGGAGACAUGAGCUGGGCCCCUGCCCGGUGUCUCGUGACGUCAUUUGGGCCCCAGCCCCCCCUCUGACCUGAUAAACUGCUAUAGAGAGAGUCACAAAUUUAACAGAGACCAAGAGAUGACUCCUUAUAUAUUCCCAAACAUGCUGCUGGAGCCAGGUGUGUUUGCGUGUUUAGGUGUGGAUAUGCAUUACACAUGUGCAAAGACCUAUGGAGGUUUAUGCUAUUCUUACUUGCACACAAGUGUGCACCUUACAUACCUUUUGUGUGCACUCAACGCCACUUUUUUCUCUUCCUCUAGUGGAACGGGGAACAAACCACUGAGUUUAGCUUAAGUCUGCAAUCACCUACAGACAACUCAAAGCUUUAACUUGAGUUUUCAUCAGUGUUUGUUGAAAACCGCAUCAAGUGUGCCUCAACACAAGAAAAAAUAUGCUUUCAUAAGUGUUCAUCGGAUGGUAUUAUUAUAAACAUAUAAACAAAACACAUAACACUAAAGGUCAUGGAAACGUUCAUCAAAGAUCAUGGAAACCACCUAAAGAACACUUAGAAAUGCUGUUCAAUCCUAGCAUUCAGAUUUCAGUGCGACCAAAAAUAAUAUUCUACGCGAACUCUACGAGUUAGUGUUAACCUGUCAGAAAGAGCGCCCCUAGUUGUAGCACUACAGUAUAACUCGACCUCUGCACUCCAAUGCCAUGAAGACCUUCACAUUCAAAGGUCAAAGAAUACAUUCUGAGUUUAAUAAUGUAAAUAGAGUUUAAGUAGAGUAUAAUAUAUAAUGAAAAAAACAACACUAUUCGGAUGUUAAAUAAGUGUGACUUGGGUUUGACAGAGUAUUCUUUCCUUUUUAUGUUCCGUGUCAAGUUUCUAAACAUGCAGAUUUUAUUUGUCAAUUUGAUGUAAAAGAAGCAAAUUUUGUGUAUAAUCUGCAAAGGAACACACAAAAAACAUUGGCCCUCAUUCAUCAUGAAACACAAGCAGAAUUUAUUUUAGUUUAAAUAGUUUGCAAAAACCAUUUUUGCUUAAAUUGUCGCAUUGAAGGCAGCAUUCACAACGGCUGCAGUGAAAUUGUAAAGCAAUUCUUAAAUUGACGCAAGAAUGGUUUUACGUACCAAUUUCACAGGAAUUUGUUCUGCUCGUGAUUUAUAAAUGAGGCCCAUUGUGUGCAAGAACCAACUUAUGUACUACAUUAAAAACGUAUUAAACGUGCACCCAUAAACACGUACAUUUACAUGUGAUCAUAAAUUAGCUGUUGUGCUGAAUGUAACAGAAAUUCACAGCAGCCUCAUUCUAAAUUCCUCUUGCCUACAUCUGUUCUUCAUAAUUCUGUUACUGAAGCAAUUGUGCUGUUUCCAAAGACUUUUCUUUUAAUUAUUAAUGUUAUAUCAUUUUCUUUUAGUAUUUUGUUUAGUUUGUCAGUGUUUUAAGGUUUCAUUUAGUUUGUUUUAUACUAACUCACAAGAACCAAACUUUGCCUAAGGUGUACAUGUGAAAAUAGCAUGUACCUCUAGUGUCAGAAUAUUGAUACUUUUGUGUGACAAGGGGAACACUAAGGGGCCGUCGCAUCGAACAUGUUAUUGCACAAUGGGAAAAAAAUGCAAAAGGUGUGCAACGAAUAAAGCUGAAUGCAUGUGGUCUUGAGAUGCAGUUUUAAAAGUGGGAAGUGCUUUUAACUUGACACUGCUCUGUGUCAAAAUCGUGGAACUCCUGCACGAGGUGUCAGAAUUGUCAAAUAUGCCUGUGUAGAGCAGGUUUGAAGAGUAAACAUUUAAACAAAAAAAAAAGCAUACUGAUGCAAAAACACUUUCGUUGUGAACAGCCCCUUACACAUCAGGUCUAUGGAGUGAUUCUCCCCAGUGGAGAGCUUUCAAAUGGCUUCAAUGAUACAAUGCUAAGUCUCUGGUGCAUAAAGCUGUUGCCUUUUCCUUGAACUCUUCUGCAGCUCAUAAUGACACGACAGGGACCGCAAGGCAACAUUGAGAUUAAUUCAGCGAGGACAUACAGUAAAGCUGCUGUAGUGAUGUUUAAAUAUGCAGGGAAGUUAUAGAAUUCCAGAUUAGAACCAUCCCUGAAUCUGAAGAUACCUCAAAUUAGAGAGCCAAGCCAUUAUGACUUCAACAUAACCUCAUCAGAUCAAUAAUUUUGCUGUUAAUUUAUCCGAUUUCAGACACUACUUUAAUUGCCGGUAUUUAAUUAGACUCAGUAGUGCUAUCUCAGACUUGCUAAACUAAGAAAUGCAUCCCAGCCAUUCCUGUAAAGAACAUUUUGCAGAUCCAGUGAAAAUACAAAAUGUUCCAGGUUGUUCAUUAAAGAAAUUGUUCACCCAAAAAUGAUUUUCUCAUUAACUCACCCUCAUUUAAUUCCUAACCCAUAUAACUUAUAUGUAAUAUACGGAUAUAUUGCAGAAUGUCCAGCGUGCUCUUUUCCAUGCAGCAAAAAUAAAUGGGGACUGGAUCUGUCAAGCACCACAAAUGACGAAAAAGCACCAUUAAAGUAGUCCAUACGCCUUGUGCGCUAUAUUUUAAGUCUUGUAAAGCCAUGUUUGCUCUCUAUGAAGAAAAGACCAAGGUCAUAUGGGUUCAGAACAACAUAAGAGUGAGUAAAUUACAGAAUUUUCAUUUAUGAGUGAAUUAUCAAGAACUCAUUUGUAUUCAUUGUGGUAUUGUUUAGGACCUUCAUUAUACCUUUGAGGUAUUAUU